This is a messenger RNA of Rosa rugosa (rugosa rose), 603 nucleotides long. Its product is annotated as F-box protein At5g07610-like. The transcript has a single exon. Bases 1 to 603 code for a protein of 200 amino acids. The record is from RefSeq and is a predicted model, not a curated record. NCBI's taxonomy places the organism in Eukaryota, Viridiplantae, Streptophyta, Magnoliopsida, Rosales, Rosaceae.
AUGGCUGUCAAACUGACAGCAAAUAUGGAUAAAGAAAAAAGCCAUCAAGCUCAUCCACCACAUAUCACUACUUGGAAGCAACGACUCCGACCAGCCCUCACUUCCCUCAGCUUCGUUCAUGACUCGGCAGGUAUCAAAAUCCUUCAGUCCAGCCAUGGCUUGCUCUUGUGCCGCAGCCUUUACAAACUGGGUAAAACCUGCAGCUAUUACAUUUGCAAUCCUUCAACAAAGAAAUUCUCAGUUCUUCCUCAGUUUUGUGCUGAAGCGGAUUAUGUAUCCGGGUCGGAAUCCAGAACUGUUUCCGGUGUUUAUUUAGUUUUUAAUCCCACCAAGUCACCUCACUACCAAGUUGCCUGCAUUCGAAUGUGUUCUUCCUCAUUCAAUAGCUACCAAGUUGAGAUUUACUCAUCUGCGACUCGGGCUUGGAGGCUUUCCGGGUCUCCUUUCGCUGCCCAUUUCGACAUGGUGUUUGACAAUGGGGUGCUUUGGAAUGCUGCAAUACACUGGAUCAGUCCAACUGGGGCUUCGUUAUGCUUUGAUAUUGAUCAAGAACGCCUAGGAGCAAUGCCCGGUCUUCCGUCAAAUGAGAAACACAACCCCUAA